UCAGACUUUAUAAUUCAUCGGCCAAAUCCUUAUGUACCCGAUAGCGAAGGGUUAGCGGCUCUGCUGGGACAGUCAAUAGACGACCCACUCCUGAGAUCUCAGACAUUUCCCAUCUACCCCACCAUCAAGCCGGAGCCUUUUGACUACGCAGACCACUAUCUGCCAGCUCAGAUACCUGACUAUUCAGCAUUUCAUACACCAAUCAGUUACUCGACAAUGAUUUCUCAUGCUGCAAAUUCAGUACCUCGAAGCGCCUCCAACUCAGGUUCAAGCAGAUCUUCUCCAGUUCUCCCUGUCUGUCCGAUCCCAACGGAGAAGACAGUGGAUGCAUUUUACGUAAGCAAUAACGAAAUGGAGUGGUUGUUGAGAGCUCUGCCUGAAAGUCCACGAAUUUUAUCGAUCCUUCGAAACGUGGACAAAUCGGAUCCAUUCACUUAUUCUAUGGCUGUAGUGGAGGCAAACCUGAACGAUCUUGUAACUUGGGCCAAAAAUGCUCCCUAUUUUCCUCAGCUUGAGAUGGAGGAUCAAAUGCUGAUCCUGCAGUCAUCUUGGGCUUCCAUACAUGUAAUAGAUGUCAGUUAUGCAGUCCUCAAAGGCGAGAUCUCCCAUAUCGUGAAGCUUUCUAAUGGAGUCGAUAUUCCAACUGGACUGAUUGCGCUCAUGGGUUACCAUAUCCAUAUUCACAAGUGGACAGAACUUGUUGGUAGACUGCAUGCCCUCGGCUUUGACCGAUGUGAUUACGCUGCUUUCAAGUUUCUCGCGUUUUAUCAAAAAAUCGAGGAUCAGACUGAAGUGCAGCUGAAGAAUCCGCACCACAUUCUGAAAGCUCGCGAAUCCCUUCUGGCGUCUUGGGGCGCAUAUAGAGGCACGUCGAAUGCUACCUUGCUGCCUCACUACGAGAUUUUCGUGCAAAUGAAAACGCUGGCACAGGCGUCACAGCACUUCCUUGUCGAACGCAGCAUAGCCGGAGCGGUGCGACUCCCUCUGCUGUCCGAGAUGCUGAAUCCUCUGGUGAACCGAUCGCUCCCAAACUAUGUACGAUAG
Cylicostephanus goldi is the source of this 1044-nucleotide messenger RNA. The record is from the annotation of a GenBank genome assembly. NCBI's taxonomy places the organism in Eukaryota, Metazoa, Nematoda, Chromadorea, Rhabditida, Strongylidae.